This is a messenger RNA of Benincasa hispida (wax gourd), 1257 nucleotides long. It is a transcript of the gene PNSB2, whose product is annotated as NDH-dependent cyclic electron flow 1. Gene Ontology annotation, molecular function: carbohydrate binding; glucose-6-phosphate 1-epimerase activity. Gene Ontology annotation, biological process: carbohydrate metabolic process. Gene Ontology annotation, cellular component: cytoplasm. The record is from RefSeq and is a predicted model, not a curated record. Lineage: Eukaryota; Viridiplantae; Streptophyta; Magnoliopsida; Cucurbitales; Cucurbitaceae.
UCCAAAUGAAAAAAAGCAUUGGUGGAAGUAAGGAUGUGUUGAAGUGUGUGUGGAAGCCAUUAAUGCCUUCUCUUUAUCCCAAUCUUCCAUGGCUUCUCUGGUUUGCCUUCCUCUCCCAAAGCCAAACAUCAUUAGGGCUUCUUCUUCUUCUGCAACUUCCCCUUCCACCGCCGAUGUCCUCAACGAAAAAUUUGGCCGCAAGGGCAUCCACUUCCACGACUCCAAUGGCAUUCCCGCCCUCGACCUCACCGUCCGCAACGGCAGCUCCUUACGCCUCCACAUUUCUGAUGCCCAUCUCACUUCCUACAAACCCAAAGUCUAUUGGAAGGACGACGGCUUUGAGGAAGUUCUCUUUACCACUCCCACCGCUAAAGGAGGGAUUGCUCUUGUGAUUGAUGAUGCUUCUGAUUCUUCUUCCAAAUCUUCUCUUCUUCCUUCCGAUUGGACUGUCAAAGAUGUCGAUUCCGACGCCAUUGAUGCUCUUCAGGUAGAGUUGAGCUGCAGUAGUAAGCAAAUGGAGAUUACUUACAUUGUCACUCUCUAUUCAGAAAGUAUGGCGACGGCUGUAAUCGUGAAGAACACGGGACUGAAGCCAUUGACGCUAAAGAGCGCGAUAUUGAGUCAUUUCAAGUUCAAGCGACGAGAUGGGGCAGCAAUUCAGGGGCUUCAGGGAUGCUCCUAUUGCUCUCACCCACCUCUAUCUUCCCCUUUUGAAGUACUGUCUCCAUCCGAAGCAAUGAAGGCCGAGGAACCCGAUUGGUUCUCGUUUGGCUCUGAGCCUCAAGGAAAAGCAGGCUCAUGGAGCCUCCAAGAUGUGCCUUUCACCAUGUUGAAGAACAAGUUCAGUAGAGUUUAUGCUGCCCCACCAGCAGAGAGAUUGAAGCCUGUAUAUCACACCACACCUUCAAAGUAUGAGACUCUUGAUCAGGGGAGAGAGCUAUUCUUCAGGGUGAUAAGGAUGGGGUUUGAAGACAUAUACAUAGCAAGCCCUGGUUCAUUAUCUAACAAGUUUGGGAAAGACUAUUUCAUAUGCACUGGCCCUGCUUCAAUGUUGGUUCCUGUCACAGUCAAACCUGGUGAACAAUGGAGGGGCGCCCAAGUAAUUGAGCAUGAUAACUUGUAAUGUAAUUAUUUCCUCUUCAAUUUUCAUAUUUGACCCAAAUUCAUUAUGAAAUGAACACGUGAUCAAGUACAAGUAGCAGGUAAUAUAUUUACAUGUGCUCCUCCAUUAUCGAGGACUUUUCAUGACUUUCUUUA